CUUUUUCGAUAGCCCAUCGCUCCCCCAGAGGCGCCCCGUACGGCGGCUGACCCAAUUCCCCUCCCCGCAGCAACCGCCCUGUCGACUGACUGGCGGCCCUUCGUCGCUGAUCGAUCGCUCCCAUCGCACCAUCGCACCACCAGCAGCGAUGCCGACACGGCACCUCCUACCUCUAUCUGGUUUAAUGUUGGCGCUUUUAUCGCUUUGUGUUCUUGUUGCGGACUGCACGAGCGCAUCAUCGGAUGCCGACCCUGUGAGGAGGUCCUUGGGGGUAAAGGUCAAGGACGGCUCGGCGUACAAGCACCAGAAGUGGCUCAAGAGCCCCCUCAAGUACGGCAUCAAGGCCUACAAAAAGGCCGAACACAAGCCAGAGCCGCCCAAGAGAAUGGUGCCGAUAGCCGAACCACCCACAUAUGAAUGUCCACACGGCUUUGAACUCAACCAAGAGAAGCACAUCUGUGAGCGGCUGGACCACCGAAAGGCCGUCAAGGGAUGCCCACGAUUCUACAGGCAAGGCGACUGACCAUUCAUUCACUCAUUUGAUUGCAUGUGUGUGUGGGUGUGUCUGUAUGUGUGUGUGUUUCAGGUAUGACAAGACGCUUCACAAGUGCAUCCGUGAGCAGGAGUUCGAGCCCGACUACCUGUGCCCCGAGGGCUACAAGGUCUACGGCAGCAAGUGCAAGGCCGUCGACGUGCGCCACCCCACACACAGGUGCGACCCCGGCUUCACGUACGAGAACAAGGGCAAGGGCGCCGGCCAGUGCGUCAAGUACGUCACCACCAAACCUGACCACCAGUGCGAUCAUGGUCAGUGAGUGGCUGAAGGGCAAAGGCACAGGGACAGGGAUGGCCUGACUAGCUACUGACAUGUGUGUGUGGUGAUCAGGGUACCACUUGGUGGACCACAAGUGUCAGAAGGAGAUCGCAGAGCAGCCACAGUUCACCUGCGACAAGGGCUACCACCUCAAGGGCGAAAAAUGCAUCAAACGUACGGACGCACGGACGACAUGGCUCCUCACACGCACAUUCAGAGAGAGAGAGGGUCUAUGUCUAUAUGGAAAUCCCUCCAUCCACACAUCCUUGGUGACCGGCUGGCUCUGUGCAGACGUGAGCGUCGCUGGCGACUUCCACUGCCCCGACGGCUUCAAGCUGGUCGGCUCGACGUGCCACCGCAAGACGAUGCGCAAGGCCGUCAAGACGUGCACCGACGGCUUCACUCUGCGCGGCGGCGACAAAUGCGUCCGGUCCGCGCACGCCAUGGCCACACCUCUAUGCCCCGACAAGUCAGCACACACACCAAAGACACAGAGGGAGAGAUCGAUGCGUUUGCGGCCGCCCACACCCACCAAACCCUCGUGUGUGUGCUCGUGGUAUGGUGUGGUGUGGUGUUCAGUUACGAGCUGGUUGGCAAGGAGUGCGUGCAUGAGAAAGAGACGGAGGGAGAGCUGGCCUGCCCGCCAGGCACCCACUUCGACAAAGACGGCACCACCUGCGUCAGAGAGGACCGCAAACCGCCCACACCCACCACCACCACUUCUGGCAAGAAAGGCGGCUACGAAGAUGCUCAUCCUCACGGUGGCGAUGGGAAGGCCUUCCACCUCUCCGCACAGUCCGCCGAUGAGGAUGACAGCAGUGACGAUGCGAAGCGGCGGUUGGGUCCGUCAGGGCAUCACGGCAAGCACCACGAGAGCAAGGGCAUCGUUGAGGACCCCCUCCCUGUGGAUGAGGUGCCGACCUACAUGUGUGAGCCCGGCUGGCAGCUGGUGGACCCUGGACACGAUGCACCCUACUGCAGCAUGAAGGUCGAGGUCGAUCCCAUCACCAAAUGCCCGGAGUGGGUCACACACACACACACACACGCACACACAUUCUCUUCUCACUGUGUGUCUUGGGUUGCCUGGGUGGUGUGGUGUGUGCAGUGGCAGGAAGGGUGGCCACGGCAAGUGUGUGCACCGCACUGUGGUCAAGCCAGACUACUCGUGCGGCACCGGAUACAACCAGGUCGACGGCAAGUGCAAGGCAACCGCUGAACAAGAGCCCAAACUGGUCAGUCACCACACUCACACACACAAAGAGACACACCUAUUGGUUAACCCGUCUGUCUGUCUGUCUGUGUAGGUGUGUGAGCACCACUUUGUGCUCAACGUCGACACUCACCAGUGCGAAAAGCACGAAGAAGAGCCCGCCGGCCAAAUCUGCCCACACGGUCAUCACACCCGACCCACCCACACACACAGGCCCACUGCACUCAUCCGAACGUUCACAUCACCUGUGUGUUGUGUGUAUGCAGGUUACGAGACCCAUGCCGACGGCCACUGCGCCAAAGUGCUCAAGAAGCGCGCCUCUGCGUCGUGUGCACACCCCUACAAGCUGCACGAGGACCACCACACCCACGAACGCACCUGUGUCAUGCUCGACAAGGUGCCCCCAGCACCCAAGUGCCCCCACGACUUCCACCCGGACGGCAAGAUUUGCAGAGGCAAAAUCACGGGCGAGCCCGUCGAGAAAUGCGAGGAAGGUCUGUCUGCCUAUCAUGGCUGAGUCGAUAGAGAGACACACAGAGGGAGAGAGGUGUGUGUGUGUGUGUGUGUGUUGUGUUGCGUAGGUUACGAGCGUGAUGGUGAGGGGCAGUGUGUGUCGAAGCAUAUGAAGGAGCCUCACCCCAUCUGCAAGAAGGGCGAGCUCAAAUACGAUGCCGUCUGCGUCAUUGUGGACUACAAGAAACCGGGUCUCGCCUGCGACGUCGGAUACAAGCUCGAUGGCAAGUCCCAUCCACCCCCUCUGUCAACACACAUCUGACACACUUUUUUGUGUGUGUGUGUGUGUGUAGGCAAUCGUUGCUCCAAGCCCGAGUACACCAAACCAUAUGCCAUCUGCAACGAGGCUGAGGGCUUCGAGUACGACGCCGUCGUCAAGCAGUGCAUCAAGUGGGUCGAGAAGGCCGCCCAGCCGGCUGACCAAGAGGAGGUGUUGAGCGACAUCAUGGGACCGCCUGCGGAUUCUCCGGCACCCGUCAUCGCGCCCAUCCCGGCGGCCAUCCCGCCCCCAGUGCUGAGGCUGCCGAACGUGAGCAACUUCAAGCCGUACACCCACCCCAAACACGCGACGGGCUAUGGGCUGGCCAACAAGUAUGCGGCGCACCACGGCAUCACUACUGGCGGCGUGAAUGGCAAUGGCAAUGGCGGCAUGGCGGCGAUGGGUGCGGUGCCUGGCGGGUUUAGGCGGCUCCGAGAGAGAGUUGAGAGGAAUAGAAUGGGGAGGCACAUAGAAAGGCUGUAGUGUGAUGACACACAGUGGGCAGGCAGGCUGGUGGGCUGUGUCCCGCAGAGAAGGAGAGAGAGAGGGAGAGGACAGGUAGCCCAUUCAUUGCAACGCCCGCCAGACUGCUGCUAUGUAGAUUGCUGUGUGGCAUCCAUCGUAUGUGUGUAUGUGUAUGCCUUUAUUCUAUCUGUGUCGUGUGAUGUGUGCAUGUACAUAGCGAGCUGUGUGUGUGUGUGUGUCCGUCGGUCCAUCGGCAAGUGCGUGCAGCCCACAGCAGUUCAGGCACCGCAUACCAACAAUCCAAUCAACGUACACGUGUUGGUUGGCACGUGUUGUUUGCUGCCUGCCUGCCCUGUGUGGCCUUGACGCCCGCCGACCCACCGCUUGUUCGUAGACGACGAAUACAUGGAUGGAGGAGAAAGCCUCUUGGCUUUCAGAUACGUGCAAAUGGCGUUUUUCGGUCAGUGUUUGUCUGCGUGUCUGCGUGUG
Vitrella brassicaformis is the source of this 3750-nucleotide messenger RNA. Lineage: Eukaryota; Vitrellaceae. The record is from the annotation of a GenBank genome assembly.